UCUUAGAUGUCAAGCUUCCUUGAAAAAAUAGUUGAUGAAAUUGAGGAUUAUAGAUGUGAUUGUAAAAUAUCAGAAUCAUGUAUUGUAUGUGAAACUAAAAGUAUAAACUUUCAAUUAAUUCUUUAGAAUGGAUGUAAAUGCUUAAAUAAUUUAAUGGAAUUUUAAAUUAACAAUGUACUUCUCCUAAUCAUUCUUAUAAUAGAAAUGCCUGUUUUUCCAGAAGAUAAUUAUAACAUACCCUUAUAUUUAUCAAAAGUUUAUGAAAUAAUACAUGCAGUAUUUAUAUUUAAAUCAGCCACCAUGAAAAAUAUUAACAAUCAUGAAGAUGAAUUUUUCAAAAUCAGAAGUGACAAUGAAUCUUUAAAGAUUAAGGCUAAAAGAUUAUAAGAAGAAAUAGAAUUAAAGUAGAACUCUAUUUAAUAUAUUUUUUAUAGAAUAAAACAAAUAGGAUAACUUGAAAAUCAAAUUACUUUAUUGAAUAAAUAGAAUAAAUUGGCAAAUGAUAAACUUAUCUAAGAAAAGGUAUCAAUUAAUUUAAUAGACAGGAAGAGUUGAAUUAAAAAGUUAUUAAGAUACAAAACAAAGUGUAAGUAAUGUAAAGUGAAUUCAAAAAAAAAGAAUUAGAAUUCUUGAAAAUGAAAGAUUAGGUUAUUUUUCAUAAUAUAUAAUAUAGUUAAGAAGCAAAGAUAGAAUCAAUUAUGCCAAUAGAUAUGAUACAAUGCCAUUAAAGACUUAAAUUUCAUAAUCAAAUGGUUUUGACACAUGGGUUUCUACAAGAAAAGGUUUAAUUCAUGAAGUAUGUUCUUUACAAGAUACACUAAGCACAUUAAUUUCUAUAUUGAAUCACUUUUUUUAAUCACUCAAUAAUGGUUCUGAUUUACUUAAUCCAGAAAUUGUUAGAAUACCCCAAUAAAAUGGGAGAUGUAUAAUUUGGAUUAAAUAAUAACUUUAAAAAUUAAAUGGACAAUUUAAUAUGGAUGAUUCUUUCAUAAAAGAAAUGGCUUAAUUAAGUUAUGUUUCAUUAGAAUAAUAAUAGUAAUCAUUAGGAUCAAAAUAAUAAUAAUUGGAUGUUUCUCACAAUAAAACUAAUAGUAUAAGUAAUAGUGGCAAAAAGGAUAAUUUUAAAAUCCAUAAUAGAAGUUAAACAUUACAUUUCUAAUAAUAAUAACCUUUACCUGAUGAAACUAUGAGUAUUUUGUCUAGAAUUUCUAUUAAUGAUGUUUCUUUAGUGGAGUCUACUAAUAGUGCCAAAUUUGCAGAGAAACCUCAAUAAGAUAAAUAAUAAUUAAAGAAAUGGGAGUUUGAAUUCAAACAAUAAUGA
This is a messenger RNA of Paramecium pentaurelia, 1321 nucleotides long. NCBI's taxonomy places the organism in Eukaryota, Ciliophora, Oligohymenophorea, Peniculida, Parameciidae. The record is from the annotation of a GenBank genome assembly.